Molecule: messenger RNA, 489 nt
Organism: Nicotiana tabacum (common tobacco)
Lineage: Eukaryota; Viridiplantae; Streptophyta; Magnoliopsida; Solanales; Solanaceae
Source: RefSeq, a predicted model, not a curated record
GAUUUUGAGGGGCGCAAGUUAGCAAAGAUGGGGACGAUGUCUCAUUCAUCUACUUUCCUCCUCCCAAAUCUUCCUACCGACAACGGACCUGCUCUAACGUAUGCGCUUGUUAUCCUUAACCAACACCUCCCUCGAUUCACUCCUUUGCUCUGGGAGCACGCACAGGUUCAUGUUUGCGCUGACGGUGGAGCGAAUAGGGUGUUUGAUGAAUUACCCCGCUUUUUUCCUCAUGACGACCCUUCUGAUAUUCGUAAGAGGUACAAGCCAUAUGCUAUAAAAGGAGAUAUGGAUUCAAUCAGAACUGAUGUUCUCGACUUUUUUAGAGGUCUGUUCAUUACAAAGCAUGGUUCGAACUAUAUUUUGAAGAUGUAUAGCUUGGUGACUUUGCAUGGGACCAAGAUAAUUGAUGAAUCUCAUGAUCAAGAUACCACAGAUCUUCAUAAAUGUGUUGCAUAUAUUCGUGAAUUACUAAACCCAGAACAUCCAAAU